AUGUCCGACGAUGAAGCCCACAACCAGACCUUUGAGCAUGCGAACGCUGGGGCCUCGUUGACUUUCCCUAUGCAGUGCUCUGCCCUUCGCAAGAACGGGCAUGUCGUGAUUAAGGGUUAUUUGUUAUCGCUCCCCAUCGGCAAGUCUUUUCAUACAUUUCCAGGCCGUCCUUGCAAGAUAGUCGACAUGUCCACCUCCAAGACCGGCAAGCACGGCCACGCGAAGGUCCAUCUGGUUGCUAUCGACAUUUUCACCGGCAAGAAACUUGAAGAUAUCUCGCCUUCGACUCACAACAUGGACGUCCCUAAUGUUCAGCGUAAUGAGUUCACUCUCGUCAACGUCGACGACGGCUUCCUCAAUCUUAUGACUUCCGAUGGAGCCUCCAAAGACGAUGUCAAGGUUCCUGAGGGUGAUCUUGGUAAGCAGAUCCAGGACGAAUUCGACAGUGGCAAGGACUUGCUUGUCACUAUUGUGAGUGCUAUGGGCGAAGAGCAGGCUAUCUCCUUCAAGGAGGCACCCAAGGGUUCCUCUUGA
Molecule: messenger RNA, 534 nt
Organism: Mycena indigotica
Lineage: Eukaryota; Fungi; Basidiomycota; Agaricomycetes; Agaricales; Mycenaceae
Product: Eukaryotic translation initiation factor 5A
Exons: 6
Coding region: 1-534 (177 amino acids)
Biological process (GO): positive regulation of translational termination; positive regulation of translational elongation
Molecular function (GO): translation elongation factor activity; RNA binding; ribosome binding
Source: RefSeq, a predicted model, not a curated record